AUGGCACCAAGGAAGAAGAAAGAGAAAGAUGACAAGGAGUCAGGGGAUAGUGGCUCGGCGCUUAUUCUGGAGUAUUUGAGGAAACAAAAUCGUCCUUAUUCUGCCCUUGAUGUCUCGACAAAUCUUCAUGGAAAAGUUACCAAAACAUACACCAUGAAGGCAUUGAAAGAGAUGCAUGAACGAAAGGAGAUUGAGGGUCGGGCAGCAGGCAAACAGAUGGUCUACCACGCCAUCCAGCAAGUCGAUGCCAACGAUACAACCGGCACCAAGGGCAGAGAUCCUAACCAACCCACCAAAGACUUCGAAGAAAAAAUCUCCGUCCUGAAGAUCCGCGAAAAGGACCUCCGCGAGAAGUUGGCUACUAUCAAUGCAGUCAUCCCCAUCCCCAUCCUUAAGGAUCAAAUCGCCAACCUUGAGGAGAAGAAGGCAUUGCUAGGUUCUCAGGUAUCGACCUUGUCGGCGGAGAUGCAGAAAUCGAGCGACUGCGUCUGCAAGGAGGAUUUUGAUCGGAUUGAUCUAGAAUGGAGAAAGUGGCAUAGUCAGGUCACCUCUCGUAAGAGGAUUUUCCUGGAGUUCUGGGUUAGGUGUACGGAGGUGUUGCCGCAGGAUAUGACGCCGGCGGACCUCAAGGAGACACUUGGUAUCGAGGGCAUUUUCUAG
This is a messenger RNA of Talaromyces marneffei, 660 nucleotides long. RefSeq lists its product as uncharacterized. The record is from RefSeq and is a predicted model, not a curated record. Bases 1 to 660 code for a protein of 219 amino acids. Gene Ontology annotation, cellular component: DNA recombinase auxiliary factor complex; condensed nuclear chromosome. Gene Ontology annotation, molecular function: double-stranded DNA binding; recombinase activator activity. The transcript is spliced from 8 exons. Gene Ontology annotation, biological process: meiotic joint molecule formation; meiotic strand invasion involved in reciprocal meiotic recombination; homologous chromosome pairing at meiosis. Lineage: Eukaryota; Fungi; Ascomycota; Eurotiomycetes; Eurotiales; Trichocomaceae.